Aphanomyces astaci is the source of this 822-nucleotide messenger RNA. RefSeq lists its product as hypothetical. NCBI's taxonomy places the organism in Eukaryota, Oomycota, Saprolegniomycetes, Saprolegniales, Verrucalvaceae. The transcript is spliced from 4 exons. The coding region runs from base 1 to 822 and encodes 273 amino acids. The record is from RefSeq and is a predicted model, not a curated record.
AUGUCGUGGUGGCUCGGGUGGGCCAACGCGGUAGCGCAACCACGUGAUCACACCGGCAGGGAGGUGUACGGCACCGACACGGGCUGGAUGGUGGAAUGUGGGAUGACCAAUUUCAUUGGGGUUCAAGAAAAAGAGCUGCGUCGCUUCAACCUUCUCCAGUUGGCCGAGCAUUUAUGGAGCAUAUUUCAACGACAAGAAAUCAAGGCAUGCGACGAAUUGGUCACCCUUUUGGUGGCGAAGCGGCGCUGGUCGAACUACGUCGACGACCUGACGACGUGGCGAGCAAAUGUGCUGAAGGCAGAGACGUUGCCUCAUGUCACCGAGGUUGCCGGGAUUUGGUAUGUGUCGGGUUCGCACUUCGACGAUAUGGCGGAUGCAGCGCAUCGGAUUCAAGAUUCCAUGUGCCGGAAUCUGUCAGAAAAUGCAGUGGCGAGUACCCCACACACGUACCGCCUAUUUAUGGCUAAUUUGUCAACAUCGGUCGAUGGCCUCCGUCAAUCUGGCUACUCUGGAGGCCUUAAGCCAUUCACGAUGCCCCAGUACACUUCCCCGUCAGAGCUAAUUGACGUGGCUGAGGAAACGCGUCAGGCCGCAGCUAAUGCUGUUCGAGGACUUGCUCCCCCCAAAAAAUCGUCGGAAAAAAGCAAGUCAUGCGCGAACAAGUUAGUUUUGUCGUACCGAACUGGCCAUCCUCGGAAGCGCAAACGUGCGGUCUCGGCUCCAAGUAGUGCGACCCAAGAAGCAAGGCCACAUUCUGAGAGUUCAGUCUCGUCGUGCGGCCGUUUGCAGAGAGCUAAGCAGUUUGACAACUUUGUCGUGUAA